AUGCAUUCCAACACCAGCAGCGAUGUUAUAAUAAAUCGAUUUGCUAAUACCGAAGCAGCCCUUUCAGCCGAACAGGACUAUUCAGCCAAAAACUACCAAUCACUCCCUAUAGUCUUUGCCCGUGCACAGGGUGCUUCUGUUUGGGAUCCUGAGGGAAAUCAUUUUCUAGACUUCCACUCUGCUUCGACCGCCCUGAAUCAUGGCCAUUGUCACCCAAAGCUCGUUGCAGCACUUGUCGAUCAAGCAUCGCGAUUAACUUUGACAUCUCGCGCCUUUCACAACGAUGUGUAUCCUCGAUUCGCGGAAUUUGUUACAAAGCUCUUUGGCUACGAUAGGGUUUUGCCGUCGAGCACCGGAGCGGAGGCUUCUGAAACCGCAAUCAAGGUUGCACGGAAAUGGGCUUAUAAAAUCAAAGGUGUACCACAGGACGAGGCCAUUGUUCUUGGUGCCGCAGGUAAUCACCAUGGACGAACAUUGGCCUCGAUUUCUUUAGCCUCUGAUGAGAUGUCACGUCAUAACUAUGGCCCAUUGGUUCCCAAAACCAGCUGCUCCAUCCCAGGGACUAACAAGUUGAUCACUUUGAAUGAUAAAGAGAGUCUACGGGAAGCAUUUGAGACCGCCGGCUUCAACCUUGCCGCCUUCAUUAUCGAGCCAAUUCAAGGUGAUGCAGGCGUCAUUGUAGCAGAUGACGACUAUCUCCAAGAGAUAAGGGCACUCUGUGACAAGCAUAAUGUUCUAUUAAUCUGCGAUGAGAUCCAAACUGGCAUCGCACGAACGGGGAAACUGCUUGGCCACUACUGGAGCGGAAUCAGGCCGGAUAUGGUGCUUCUGGGGAAAACUCUCACAGGUGGCAUGUAUCCAGUCUCUUGUGUUCUAGGAGAUGAUGACGUUAUUCUUACUGUUGAGCCCGGAACACAUGGCUCAACAUAUGGCGGUAAUCCACUUGGUGCAGCAGUUGCCAUGCGCGCUCUCCAAGUUGUCGAGGAGGACAACCUUGUUGAACGUGCCAAUCAUCUUGGCCAUAUCCUCCGAAGCGGUCUGCUCAGUGUCCAGUCACGGACUCCGGGCCCAGUCAUCGAAGCAAUUCGUGGCAGGGGCUUACUCAACGCGAUGGUUAUUGACCAGUCAAAAACAAAUGGACACUCGGGCAUCGAGUUGUGUGAGCUGAUGAAACGGAAGGGUCUCUUGCUAAAAUCGAGCAAAACUGGAGUAAUUCGCAUUGCGCCUCCCUUGAUCAUUUCUGAUUCCCAACUCGCAGAGGCGCUCAACAUCAUACAGGAAGCUAUCGAGGAACUUCUCGCUCUCCCUGCAUCCACCUAG
This is a messenger RNA of Penicillium cosmopolitanum, 1320 nucleotides long. RefSeq lists its product as uncharacterized. The record is from RefSeq and is a predicted model, not a curated record. The transcript has 3 exons. NCBI's taxonomy places the organism in Eukaryota, Fungi, Ascomycota, Eurotiomycetes, Eurotiales, Aspergillaceae. Gene Ontology annotation, cellular component: cytoplasm. Gene Ontology annotation, molecular function: L-ornithine transaminase activity; identical protein binding; pyridoxal phosphate binding. The coding region runs from base 1 to 1320 and encodes 439 amino acids.